CGUUGUAGGGUGGGUGGCCCUGUAAAGCUCUCUCUCAGAAAUGUGGUCGAGCUGUAAACUUUUGUCCUAAUGUCCCUAGAUGAACUCACUUACCUAUCCGUUUCUCCUUCUUACUCAUAAAGGUGCAAAGAGAUGUAUAUUUUGAUGAUGUAUAUGUAUCAUCUUUCUCAAUACCGCUUCCUAGGUGUCGGAGCCAGAGGGAAAACGGAAAUUAUUAUGGAGAAAGAGAAACAUUAAGUAACAAAAGGAAAGAGAUCGCAGAUAAACAAAUUUAGAGGAUGAAUGGCGUUACACAUCUUGAACAAGAUUACCUUGAGUUUGUUGAGGUUGAUCCAACUGGAAGAUAUGGCAGAUACAAUGAAAUCCUGGGCAAAGGAGCUUCAAAGACAGUUUACAGAGCCUUUGAUGAAUAUGAAGGAAUUGAAGUUGCUUGGAACCAGGUCAAACUUUAUGAUUUUCUGCAAAGCCCUGAAGAUCUUGAGAGGCUUUACUGUGAAAUUCAUCUACUCAAAACAUUGAAGCAUCAAAACAUUAUGAAGUUCUACACAUCCUGGGUUGAUACUGCUAAUAGGAACAUCAAUUUUGUAACUGAAUUAUUCACUUCUGGGACAUUAAGGCAGUACAGGCAAAAGCACAAGAGAGUUAAUAUUAGAGCUGUGAAGCAUUGGUGUAGACAGAUCUUGAGAGGGCUUCUCUACCUCCAUAGCCAUGACCCUCCUGUGAUCCACAGAGAUCUCAAAUGUGAUAAUAUCUUUGUCAACGGGAACCAAGGGGAAGUGAAAAUUGGCGAUCUGGGCCUUGCAGCUAUCCUCCGGAAAUCACAUGCUGCUCAUUGUGUUGGGACACCAGAAUUCAUGGCUCCAGAAGUGUAUGAAGAGGAAUACAAUGAAUUGGUUGACAUCUAUUCAUUUGGAAUGUGCGUCUUGGAAAUGGUCACAUUUGAAUAUCCAUAUAGUGAAUGCACUCAUCCUGCUCAGAUUUACAAGAAAGUAAUCUCUGGGAAAAAGCCAGAUGCUUUAAACAAAGUGAAUGAUCCAGAGGUACGUCAAUUCGUUGAGAAAUGCUUGGCCACUGUGUCUCUAAGGCUUUCCGCUAGGGAGCUUUUGAAUGACCCUUUUCUCCAAGUUGAUGACUGUAAGAAUGGUUUAGGACCGACCGAAUGCUGGAAAGAAAUAGAUUACAUACACCCCCAACGGACUUUUCCUGAACAACAUUAUGAACGAGAUAUAUUUAAUAACGGCCCUUUCAAUAGCUACUCUAAUGGUUAUGCUUUUGAAGAUGAAAAUGGAUGGGGAUAUCAUUCAAAUGAGAUUGCGGAAGAAGAUGGAUGGAGGUAUCAUCCAAACAACAUUAAAGACCCAAAUAGAUGGGGAUAUCAUACCAACGAGAUUGAGCAAAGUGGAAUUGAACUGUUUGAGUACAAUGAUGACGAUCAUGCUGGAAAUCCUGCACAAAUUGACAUAACCAUCAAGGGGAAUAGGAGAGAAGAUGGAAGCAUAUUUUUGAGACUCAGAAUUGCUGAUAAAGAAGGUCACAUCCGAAACAUCUAUUUCCCAUUUGACAUCGAUUCUGAUACAGCAUUGAGUGUUGCAACCGAAAUGGUUGCAGAGCUCGAUAUCACUGAUCAAGAUGUCACUAAAAUAGCUGAUAUGAUUGAUGGCGAGAUUGCUUCAUUCGUGCCUGAAUGGAAACUUGGGCCAGGAAUAGAAGAAAACCCACGCCUUGCAAACGUGAGCUUUUGUGAGAAUUGUGCUUCCAACCGUACCUCUAAUGGUUCGUUCACGGCUUUUCUUUCACAUAAUCCCAGUACCAAGAAUUUGCAAAUUUUGCAUUGCUCUAAAAAUGGAUGUGCUGCUGUGCAUGGCCGAUUUGAAGAGAUCACAUAUGAAGUUGAUAAUCCUCAGCACCGAGUUUUAGAUGGUGCAAUUAAUCAAGUUCGAUUAAGCCAAGCUACUGGUUUCCAUCAUGCAGAAAUUUGCGAAAAGCACGUAAGCCAUGAAUGCAGUUCUCUAGGCUCUGGGCAGAGCCACUCUAUUGAAGAGCAUGAAAAAGUGGACCAAGCAAUAUCAACGAAGGGUGAAAAAGCAAUGGGAAGGGAAACCAAAAAUUCACUCAGUCCAAGAACCAUUAUAUCUUUAUCAGGUUCCCAUUCUUUGGCAGUGACUUCUGACCUCUCAGAUGAGUAUGAGCAUGAAAUUCAGCAUCAAUUGAGAUGGCUUAGAGCAAAGUACCAGAUGGAAUUGAUGGAACUUAGACAUCACCAGUUAGAACUAGUUCCAAAAUCUCGAAAUCUUCUUUUGUCAUCUACCGAUGGUAAUAACAGUGAGAUUUCAUCUUCUCUGAUUUCAAACAUUAAGAAGAGCUGCCCCGGUUCGGUAACCCUAAGGGCCCGAAAAUGCGAGGUGAGCAAGGAGUCUUCUAAUGAAGAAGACAUGGUUACUACCAAGAGUUUCUACAGUUGUUCAUUACUUCCAAACACUAUUCACAGGACAACAUCCCUACUAGUUGAUGCUGUGGAUAUGUAAGUUUGUAAGGCUCUCUUCAGUUGUUUCCCCAAAAAUCCUAUACAAUCAUAGAGGCUGUACAAUAAUCACAUCUAUUCAAAGGUGUGCUAUGAGGCACUCCGUUUGCUCCUCCUCUUUCUUUCUUUAAUUAAUUAAAAAAAAAUUUUGUGGUUAUUUUGGGGAUUGCCAAUAGCUGAUUCUUUACUAGUGAGAACAAAUGCAUGAUGGUGAUGAGUACCAGUGAAUAAUGAGAGAUGUAAUCACUGAGGCUUGUAGGCUCUCCAAGUGGAAUAAACUUGGUUGAAUUUGAG
Molecule: messenger RNA, 2815 nt
Organism: Ilex paraguariensis (yerba mate)
Lineage: Eukaryota; Viridiplantae; Streptophyta; Magnoliopsida; Aquifoliales; Aquifoliaceae
Source: the annotation of a GenBank genome assembly